CAAUAUUUUGCUCUGGCUCGCCAAGUGGAUGCAGAACACAAAAGAAAAUAUCCAGAUGCUGAUGGACAGAUCUCUUGAAGACAUGCGCAACAAGAUUCGGGAACAGGUGGAACAGGGAAUUGUUUCCAAUUAUCCUGAAACAAUGAUGGAAUUCGAACCAAUUACUACAUACUCUUUAGGACAAAUGGGAAUGCCAGGAGGUGGAGAUUAUGCUGUCGUAUCUGACAUUGAUAGUCAUGCUUGGUAUUCCUUUGCUCAGGCAUCGCAACACAACGGAUCAUCGUAUGUAAUGCGUCAUUCAGAUGAUAAAGUGUUGCCAGGUAAUUGGAAUAUUCAUUACACAGCAGACGGACAUCCUCAACAAGGUGUUCCAUAUUUAAUGCGAUCUCAAAUGAUAAGUUCUUCAGGACCAUAUAAUGGUACUCUUAAUCAAUCUUCACAUCCAUCUGCAAGUGGUCCUGGGAUUAACAGAAGUAAUCCAUCUCAACCUUCGUACCAAAUAUAUUCUCCGUUUUCAACUUCCAACCACCAAAACAAAAAUAUUAUCAAGAAGCCGGAACUUAACGAAGAAGAGCAAACUCGAUUGUUGGAGAACAUACCAACAUCAUCAUCAUCAUCUCCAUCAUCAUCAAAUGAAAAUACAAAUACUACUUUGCAGCAAAAAGGAGUAAUUUCAAAUUCCAACAGUACUCCAGAUGGUAUGUGUCAUAAACAAUCAGAGCUAAAUAGCAACAAGAAGCCAUCAGGUACACCCACAGUUUCGCCUUCAACUGUAGGUGAUGACAAAAAUGUGAAUAGUGAGAGUGCAGGUGAAAAUCGCCCACUUCCUACUUUUGAACAAGCAUUUGGGUCAACUGAAAUUGGCCGCUAUUCUCAUGAAGGCAUUUUCAGUGGUACACAACAUAAUACUCAACACCAAGGACCUCAGGUCAGUGCCAAUAAUUCUUCUACAAGUACAGACUGGAAUAAUUUUAGUAAUCCAUCUGUUAUUACCACAAGUUCAAUUUCUGCAACUAAUCCUAAUUCUACACCAAAUCCUCUUUUAUCCACACAUUUAUCUGUUCCCAUGUAUGAAUCUAACUACCAGGCCAACUAUACAUACUAUAGUUACAUGACGGAAUAUAAUUAUUCUUAUAAUCAUCUGAAUUCAUGGUCAGGAGGUAUUAGGUAUGAUGAUCCCUUAAAUGGCUAUUAGGAAAACUGAACUUUAAAAUGGAAGAUGUGAAAAAGGUUGUGAGUUCCUAUUUUAAUCUAUUAACAAGGAACUGAAAAAAUACCUACAAUUGUAUGUUUUUUCCUGAGGAGAAAAGAAGAAAGAAAAAAACAAAAAAGAAAUACAAACUUAUCUCAUUUUAGUAUAUAAUUUUAAUUUGUAUUUUUGUGAUUAUAAUGAGAGUUUCUCAAUUUAUAUUUCUUCUUUUUAUAAAAUGAAAAAAAAAAAUUCAAAUUGAG
Molecule: messenger RNA, 1452 nt
Organism: Gryllus bimaculatus (two-spotted cricket)
Lineage: Eukaryota; Metazoa; Arthropoda; Insecta; Orthoptera; Gryllidae
Source: the annotation of a GenBank genome assembly